AUAAUUCAUUGUUAGUAUUAAAUAUAUCAGUAUCUGGGAACGUGGUUGAUAUGGACACGACGGUAUAGUAUUUUAGCGUUUUAAACUCUCGCUAAAAUCCGACAAGAUGGCAUCCUCUAUUACUAUUUUACUAUUGGUGGCCAUUCUGGUAGUGAUAGAUGUGGACACAUCUGGUGCCAAGAGAUUUAAAUAUACAGAUUCGUCACUGAAAGAAGGGCGAGUGGUAGACGUGAAGAUACCGGAUCCAGAUUUUCAUUCGUCUGACCAAGUAACCCCAGAUGAAAAACUCACUAGAUUGAGGCGCCAUAUAUUUGGGGGUAAUUGGAGACGUGGACAUCGACAGAAAGCAACACCUUACGGUAGGACGCGCAAACGACUUGUCCAUUCCCGUCGAAUACCAGGUAGUGACGGCAAAGAAAAGAGCUUUUCCUGGUUCCAUCGAUGGCCAGGUAGUGACGGCAAAGACAAGAGAUUUUCCUGGUACCAUCACUGGACGUCUGGGGAUGGUAAUACUCACCGUCGAUUUUCCAUCCAUACUAAUAUCUUCAACCGCGACAGACAACCUGUUAAACCGACUCAUGAAACGACUUCACUUAAACCUGAUCACGUCAGACACCCCGAUAAACCCGCUUAUCAAAGAUGGCCGCAUAAACCUGAUGCUGACAGAGAGCAAGAUAAACCAGGUCACAGCAGCCAACUUCAUAAGCCAUGGUCUAUUUUUAAACCAAUACGCCAUCGAUAUCCCCCUCCUAGACCAUCACGCGACUGGUCAUCUUGGUGGACACGUCCAACUAAUCCCCUGUCCCAUUUCAUUCAGUCUGCAAUAAAUGCUUUUGGUGGGAGAAAAUCGUGGUAUCAGACCACUAAAGAGUUUGUCUAUGAGUACGCGCCAUUUAUACCACUUGUCUACAAACAAGAUAAAUACACCUUUGUUAAACCCAUCGGCAGACCAAUGCCACAAGUAUAUGUCUUGCAUAAGUUGAGAAUUAGCUGUAUCAAAUACCCUUCACUAUGUGACGAAGCCAUGAAAAACAUAACAAAAAACGAUCAGGAGCCAGAAAAACCAUCCGAAAAACCGGGACAAUGGCCGGAAAUCAUAGGGAAACCUCAACGACCAACUGAAAAACCAAUGAAAAUACCCGAAGACCCGGCUACCACUGUCCAAAUUACAGAUGCUGGUAUGACAACAACGUUACUGAGUAGUACAGCAGAUUAUACAACGACGACAAUGACAUUGGGUACUACGUCAAAUUAUCCAUUGACGACAACCACAUCGGGUACUACGUCAAAUUAUCCAAUGACGACAACGACAUUGGCUACUACGUCAAAACCAGUGCCCACAGAGAAAGAAGUGUUUUUACCACCUGAGGGAUCUGGUGAAGUUGGUCCAGAACUUUUUAUUCCUCCUGAAGUAGCUGCAGAAUAAACUUUUAAUAUAACUUUUGAUAAUAUGUUAUAUACCUGGCUUUUUAUGCUAAUUGUAAUAAGCUAACACAGGUUGGCCCUACGCGUUGCCAUGGUAAAGCGUCCAUGUAUAUCUGCUUACAUUUUGCGGGGAUUUUGUUUUUAUUUUUUAUUUCCAAGUCUGUCGAGCGAAAUUGUAUUAGAACACAAUGUAAAUACAUUUAAUAAACUUUGACUAAAUUUAUAA
Molecule: messenger RNA, 1651 nt
Organism: Patella vulgata (common limpet)
Lineage: Eukaryota; Metazoa; Mollusca; Gastropoda; Patellidae
Exons: 2
Coding region: 107-1426 (439 amino acids)
Source: RefSeq, a predicted model, not a curated record